Molecule: messenger RNA, 1311 nt
Organism: Podospora anserina S mat+
Lineage: Eukaryota; Fungi; Ascomycota; Sordariomycetes; Sordariales; Podosporaceae
Exons: 4
Coding region: 1-1311 (436 amino acids)
Biological process (GO): carbohydrate metabolic process
Cellular component (GO): extracellular region
Molecular function (GO): cellulose binding; chitinase activity
Source: RefSeq, a predicted model, not a curated record
AUGCUUCGAUCUCACAAUCUCCUCGCCCUCUGCGGCAUCAUCCUUUCUCUCUCCAACAAAGUCCUCGCGGGCUUCGACCCCACCGCCUCAAACAACAUCGCCGUCUACUGGGGCCAAAACUCCAUCUCACUCACCUCGGGCGGCCAGCAACGCCUCUCCUACUACUGCGCCAACACCCCCAUCAACAUCAUCCCCCUCGCCUUCCUCUACACGAUCAAGACCCCCUCCACGACAAUCAACUUUGCCAACGCGGGCGACAAUUGCACCCUCUUCUCCGGUAGCCAGCUCCUCUCCUGCCCUCAGCUCGAAGAAGACAUCCAAACCUGCCAGACGGCCCACAACAAAUCUAUACUCUUGUCUAUCGGGGGAGCAACUUACACCGAAGGGGGUUUUUCCUCCCCUGCCGAGGCGGUCCAGAUGGCGGGGGCGGUAUGGGAGAUGUUUGGACCGAAGAAGGAGGGGUCAAAGGUGGAGAGACCGUUUGGGGAUGCGGUGGUGGAUGGGUUUGAUAUUGACUUGGAGGCUGUGGCGGUGAAUAUGGUUGAUUUUGUGGGGGAGUUGAGGAGGUUGAUGGAUGCGGAUGGUGGGAAGAAAAAGUUUUACAUGAGUGGUGCGCCGCAGUGCCCGUUUCCUGAUGCGGCGAUGGGGGGGUUGAUGGAUGGGGCUUCUGGGGGUGGUGAUGGGAAGGGUGAGAGCCAGUUCAACUUUGAGAGGUGGGAUCGGUGGGCUAGGGAGGAGAGUAAGAACAAGGGGGUGAAGGUUUUGUUGGGGGUGCCGGGGAGUCAGGCGGCGGGGAGGGGGUAUGUGAAUGGGGAGGUGUUGAAGGGGGUGGUGGAGUACGUGAAGGGGUUUGAGAGUUUUGGGGGGGUGAUGAUGUGGGAUAUGUCGCAGGUUUAUGGGAAUACUGGGUUCUUGGACAGUAUCCAGGCUGCGCUGGGGAGUGAUGGCCAGUCGUCUGGUCAAGGAUCCGGUCUACCGCCCACGCAAACAGCCAGCCAAACAACGAUUUCAACCAGUCUAUCAUCCAGCCAACUAGCUAGCCUCCUGUCUAGCCUACUAUCCAGCCAAACGGCAUUCGUUACCAUUACAACUACUGUUGUUUUCAGCGCGACAGCAACUGAAUUUUCCACGGAAGAGGUCCCAUCGCCUACGACGGCGUCUGUCAAGUCUACAUCGGGCUCGUCAACCCCGACUGGCACACCGGUGCCUCACUGGGGAACAUGUGGUGGGAUAUACCACCUGGGAUCGACGGUUUGUGAAUCUCCAUAUCAAUGUGUCGUGUUAAGCGUGUGGUAUUCACAAUGUCUUUGA